This is a messenger RNA of Botrytis cinerea B05.10, 2527 nucleotides long. RefSeq lists its product as hypothetical. The transcript has 4 exons. The record is from RefSeq and is a predicted model, not a curated record. Lineage: Eukaryota; Fungi; Ascomycota; Leotiomycetes; Helotiales; Sclerotiniaceae. Bases 265 to 1905 code for a protein of 546 amino acids.
GAAAUAAAUAAACCACUCUCCCCCCCCCCAUAACAUUCUAAAUAUACAAAGUAGAGUAAUUACACACUUCCUUAAACUCCUCUUUUCCCCAUCCAAAAGCGAAACCUUGCCGCAGAUCUCCAAUUUAACCUCUCCCUAUUGUUCCUCCACGCCGAGGUAAACUUUCACAUGUUGAUUAGGGAAAUUACUCAACUUCAAAGCAUCUAUCCACCGUAAUCAACAAAACAACAUCACUCAUGCGACACCCAUAACCACUCCAGAACUAUGGAUUCAGCACCGAACGGGGCUCCAGAAGCUCCUAAACCACCUCGCGAUCGCAUCUCCGCUAAAUCUACUGCUGAUCCUAUCCUCCGCAAUGCGAUUCGUUAUACCAUCUCCGCGAAAGAAUAUGAAACCCUACACAAAUACAUAAUCUCACGAUCGAAAGUCUUGAAGAGAAAUGCACCUACAGUUACAAAGGUAGAGAAAUUGGUCGAGAGACCAGGUCGCGACGAUUACAAUGCUGCAGCUGUGAGGGGUAGUUUGAGGUUAUUCCUUGCUACAAAUGCGGGAUUGAAGAUCUGGAGUUUGAUCUCGGAGAAAUUCAUGGGAGCUGGUAAAGCUGGGGGGAAGAAUGUCUCGUUAUGGAAGUCACCAAACUUCCGCCUCUCUCUUUCCCUUUCUACGAUACUCCUUCUUCAUCGGAUUCUUUUCCGCUUCUUCACCCGACUUCGCGCACAUCUCCUUACAUCCGAAGCCGAACCUUUUAGACAGCGAAAUCCGAAAACAAGUAAGACGCUUACAUCGAGUUUGGCACCAGCGGUUGGAGCAAGUUUGGCUGGGUUUAUGCUGGGGGUUUAUCCAAGUGAUCAGUUGAGAGUUACAAUUGCGAUAUAUGCUUUGAGUAGAGCUGCAGAAAUAUCGUAUAAUUUGGCAGAAGAUGAGGGCUGGAUUUGGGGUAAGGAGGGAAGUAGAUGGGAGAGACCUUGGUGGUGGGGAAGUUGGUUGCUUUUCCCAUUGACUUGUGGUCAAUUGCUUCAUGCUUUUGUUUUUGAUAGAGAUUGCUUUCCAAAGCAAUAUGGAGACUUCAUUCUCAAAAACUCCCCACAGUACAUCCAAACUCGACCAGAGGAUUAUCCAGCCAAUCUACCAUGGCCAAACACUUACGGCAUCGUUGAUAACCUUGCCGAAAUGGCACGUCUUAAUUAUCCACCCUUCGUGUCCCCAAUUCUUUUCCCCAACAACCCUACUCUACCACAGUCUCUCAGCGGAAUUUCUCCCAUAACUUCUCCCGCCCACCCUCUAAUCACAUCCCUCACAUGCGCUACUCUCCACCCCUCAGAUCCUUCUUGUCUCCGCACUUACCUCACCUACUGGAUCCAAGUUUUCCCCCGUCUCGCUCGAGUCUUCACUCUAAUUCUCUCCCUCUUCUCUAUCCCCGCCUACCGCAAAUUUUAUAAUUCCCCCAUCUCUUCUCUCAACGCCCUCGCUAUCCGUAUCCUCAAAUCUACCCUCUAUAUUUCCGGCGCCAUCGGUACCAGCUGGGCUAGUAUCUGCGCUUUCCAAUCGAUUCUACCCAGACAUGUCCUACCUACCCAGAGAUUUUUCCUAGGAGGUGCAUUAGGCGGUCUCUGGGGUUUUGUAGUCAGAAAAGAUGCAAGAAGCGAAUUCUUGUACAGUGCGCGUGCAUCAAUGGAUUCGCUAUGGAAGGUUGGCAAGAAGAGGGGAUGGUGGAAGGGAAUUAAGGGUGGUGAUGUGUGGAUUUUUGUCAUUAGUUUGAUGGCUAUUGAGAUGGCUUAUGAGAGGGAUGGAAGAGCGUUAAGGAGCGGUAUGUUGAGAAAGAUGCUUAGUGGGAUGAGGGGUGAGGGUUGGAGAGACUAUGUCGCCGAGGAGGAGAAGAGAUUAAAAGAGGGGAAGAAGUUGUAGAAGCUGAUUAGGUGAAAAUGGGGAGUAUUGCGACAAGCGUGCAUUGCGUUUGAAGUACUGGCUAGAUCAUAAAUCUACGAUUGAAAGACCGAGGAUCAAAAAAUGGGAUUGAUGAAGGGUCGGGUAUCAAAUUCGGAUAGAGGAUAUGGAACUCUGCAAUGAAAGCAGAGUCAUGAUUCUAGAUCAGCGCUGAGGGAAACCUGAGGAAGAGCUGUACUUUGCAACUUUAUUUAUAGGGGGCGAUUUGGGAGUUCACGAGUAUUAUUCGCUUCACGUCAUUCAUGUUUGGAGGCGCAGAUGAAGAUGUUUUAUAUAUCCAGGCCAAGGCCAUUUGCUUCAAUAUUCAUUUUUUGUUAAUUGUUAAAUUUAUUUAUUUCGAUAUUUUUGAGUGUUUGAGAUUCAUUGUGGCUACUUUCUUUCCUAUUUCUUGAGAUGAAUGUUAGACAAUGUAGGUAUUGUGAUGUGAGUAUUGCAAAUACAAUGAGAGGGCAUCAGUAUAGGGAGCAGAAAUUCUCACUGCGCUACUCGUAUUCUGGAAGUAGGUAGUUCGUCUGGAUCCAUAUUUCACUCAUAGAAUAGACCUAGCCAGUGUAGGUAGUAGCAUAAAGAAUCCUUCUCCUCA